AUGGGAGUGGCCUACAGUGUUGGAGAGGUGGACCACCUCUACACUUUCUUCUCACAGUGGUCUCCAGAUAUCUCCACUAAAUGCAAUAAGACAAACAAGAAGGCCCGAGCUCCAGCCUACAUUAUUCGUGAGAAGAAUCAUAGCCGUUAUCUGGUGUUGGCACAGGAUAAAGCUGCUCUGAUCGACAAGUUACUGAGGGACGCUGCGAAUCCAGCAGCCAAGAACUGGGAGAUCAUCACGGUGAACAAGCCCAAGCGAAAACUCAGUCUGAGCAGCUUUGAGGAAUCAGACGAGCCAGCGUACCAGGAUGAUGUGGAAGACACUCUGCCUGUUCUGAGUGAACAGAGUCUGCUGCUGGACCAUCUGCACCUGGAAAAGGUCUCAGCUCAUUUACCCGUCAGAACGCAGGGCUACCCGUGGCAGUUGGCUUACAGCACCGCGGUUCACGGCAGCAGCCUGAAGACUCUCUACAGGAACAUGGCAGGUCUGGACAGCCCCGUUCUGCUCGUAAUUAGAGACAUGCACAAAAAGGUAUUUGGUGCCUUCAGCUCGGACCCGUUCAGAAUUAGCCACGGCUGCUAUGGAACUGGAGAGACUUUUCUGUUCAGUUUUAACCCAGACUUCCAGUUGUACAAGUGGACUGGGGAAAAUUACUACUUUGUCAGCGGCAAUUUGGAGUCUUUGCAGAUUGGUGGAGGAGGAGGAUGUUUUGGCCUGUGGUUGGACGCUGAUCUGUAUCAUGGUUCGAGCUUCUCUUGUCCUACUUUCCACAACGCUCCUCUCUCCACACAUGAAGACUUCAUCGUGCAGGAUCUGGAGGUUUGGACUCUUCACAGCUGA
Messenger RNA from Knipowitschia caucasica, 840 nucleotides. NCBI's taxonomy places the organism in Eukaryota, Metazoa, Chordata, Actinopteri, Gobiiformes, Gobiidae. The record is from the annotation of a GenBank genome assembly.